AUGAUUUCCCCACGUGGGUGUCUCUUUUCCAUUUUGCAACCCGUUUUGCUUCGCUCCAACCCGGGUCGACUUGUUUCCCGCUCCGCAGUGUUAUCUUCGAACAGACCCCGGAUUCCACUCCAUCUCCGGCCACCCAACUUCAGUGCCACCGUUGCAGACCUGAAAAAAUGGCACAUUUGGGCCAAGAACCUAGUAUCUUCUGUGGGCUCCACUUUCUUGGACUUGGAUAAUGGCCCGGACUCGACCCUUUUGCAGAGAGAACUUACAUGGCUCAUUCAAGAUGCAUUUGAAAACCCCAAUAAGGUUUCAUUUCAGAAUUCAAAUGAUGAUGAUUCAGUAGUGUCACUAAGGGUGUGUUUGGAUGAUCUUUACAAGAUGUGGAAGCAGAGGAUUGAAGAAAGAAGGCCAUUUCAGUAUGUAGUGGGGUGUGAGCACUGGAGGGACUUGGUGUUGAGUGUGGAAGAAGGGGUAUUGAUACCAAGACCAGAGACUGAGAUGAUUGUGGACUUGGUUAAUGACGCUGUAAAUGAAAACGAGGAGUUAAGGGAUGGUUUAUGGGCUGAUUUGGGGACUGGGAGUGGGGCACUUGCCAUUGGAAUUGGCAGGAUUUUGGGUGAUCCUGGGAAAGUUAUUGCAACUGACUUGAGCCCUGUUGCUGUUUCUGUUGCAUCCUAUAAUGUGCAAAGGUAUAAUUUGCAGGAUAAGAUUGCGGUAAAGCAAGGAUCUUGGUUUGAACCGUUAAAGAACGUUGAAGGAGGACUUGCAGGACUUGUUAGCAAUCCACCUUAUAUUCCUAGUGAUCAUAUUGGUGGCCUACAAGCUGAAGUUGCUAAACAUGAACCAAGACUUGCACUGGAUGGUGGUGCAAAUGGCAUGAAUGAUCUUCUCCAUCUGUGCCAUGGAGCUGUAUUCAUGUUAAAACCUGGUGGAUUUGUUGCAUUGGAGACAAAUGGUGAAAUACAGAGCAAAUUUCUUGUCGAUCACAUGGAUACUGAAACAAAAGGCAGCUUCCAUGAUGUGAAGAUUAUAUCCGAUUUUGCUGGCAUCCAGAGAUUUGUGACAGGAUAUAAAGCAAGAUGA
Molecule: messenger RNA, 1080 nt
Organism: Fraxinus pennsylvanica
Lineage: Eukaryota; Viridiplantae; Streptophyta; Magnoliopsida; Lamiales; Oleaceae
Source: the annotation of a GenBank genome assembly